Miniopterus natalensis is the source of this 646-nucleotide messenger RNA. NCBI's taxonomy places the organism in Eukaryota, Metazoa, Chordata, Mammalia, Chiroptera, Miniopteridae. The record is from RefSeq and is a predicted model, not a curated record.
ACCAGCCCCUGCAGGACCACAGCAUGGGCGACGGGAACAGAAUCACCCAGAUGACCCAGGACAUGGCCGAGGAGGUGCUCCUCAUGGCUCAGAGUCUGCAGAGCAGAGGACGCCUCCUGACCAAAGAGCAGCUCAUUGCCUCUGCCAAGAAAGUUGCGACUUCUGGACAGAACUUCGCCAGACUUACCCGCAUCAUUGCUGAGAACUGCAUAGACCACAGGUGUUCUCGGGAGCUCCUGUGUGUCGUGGAGCAGAUCCAAACCAUGAGCAACCAGCUCCGCAUCAUCUCCAGUGUAAAGGCAUCCCUGGCCCGAAGCAAGUCCUCUGAGGAGCUCCUGCUGGGAAAUGCACAGCAGCUCCUCCAUGCCGUCUCCAAGACCGUGCGGGCCGCGGAGGCUGCGAGUCUCAGGGGCUUGAGACAACUGUCCUCGGAUCCCGAGGAGCUGGAAGUGGCCGCCUCCUGCAUGCAGUGGCGAAGGAAACUGCUACGGCACAGGCUUCAGGAGGCCUCAAGCCUGGACUGCGACGAGCUGGGCUUGCGGAGAACGAGCAGGAAAACGCCCCCGACGCUCGGGGCCCUGCUCCCAGAAGCACCGUGAAAGCUGAGAAACAGUCUCCCACUCAAACCCUUUGUGGACGUGGCCCU